This is a messenger RNA of Miscanthus lutarioriparius, 804 nucleotides long. The record is from the annotation of a GenBank genome assembly. Lineage: Eukaryota; Viridiplantae; Streptophyta; Magnoliopsida; Poales; Poaceae.
AUGGGAGCGCCAAGCACCAAGCGCCUGCAGCCCCAGCCACCGGCGCCGUUCCCAGCACCUAGGCUGGAGCCGCCGCCGUGGACGCAUGGGCUCCCUGCCGGAUCCGGCAAAGAACCACCGGAUCCAGCCAGCAGGUCACCGGAUCCGGCCCCAAGCCGCCGGAUCGAGAGGGGACGAGGCCGGCGCUGGACCUUUCGGAGCCGGGCACCGAUGGGUCGACGGAGGUCGCCUGCGCCGGAUGGGGAGGCAGAUCCGGCCGUGGGGAGGUGGAUCCGCCCAGCGGCUCCGGCAGCUCCGCCCGCCAGCUCCUCCGCGACGUCGCCUAAAUCCACCGCAAGAACUCCAUGGGAGGGAGGGAAGGAGGGAGAGGACCUGGCUGCCACCUUCCUUGCCGUCGACCGGACCUCCGGCGUCGGGCUCCGGCAGCAGCCGGGCCGAGGAGGCACGCAGAAGGACCCUGCGGCGGCGGCGCGGGGGUGCCGCCCGAGUCGCCCUCAGGGAGAGCGACGCGGGGGCCUUGCAGUUUGUUGUUUUGCUGUGUUAAAUUUGAAGAAGGCCAAACUCAGACAACUCAGAGAUAAAGUUGUGGAACUCGAAUCCGCUGGCAAGCCUUCAAAGGAGGUGGAGCAGGAGGAGGAGAACUCAACGGACCGGACAGAGCUCUUCGAGGGAGAAAGUGACAAAGAAGCAAGCGUCAAGGAUGAACCCUCUGAGACAGGCAGCGGCAACGUUCAUAGUUCUCCUGAGAAAUCUGCAGCUACCUCCAGAGGAAGAGGGAGAGGUCGCAAGAGAGCAAAAAAAUAG